Molecule: messenger RNA, 427 nt
Organism: Pan troglodytes (chimpanzee)
Lineage: Eukaryota; Metazoa; Chordata; Mammalia; Primates; Hominidae
Exons: 1
Coding region: 75-407 (110 amino acids)
Biological process (GO): translation
Cellular component (GO): ribosome
Molecular function (GO): structural constituent of ribosome
Source: RefSeq, a predicted model, not a curated record
GCCAGGCUGGUCUUGAACUCCUGACCUCAGGUGAUCUGCCCACCUUGGCCUCCCAGAGUGCUGGGAUUACAGGCAUGAGCCACUGUGGCCGGCCCCCUUUUCUUUGCAAAUUACCCAGUCUUUUUCCAGCGGUGACGACUUACCCAGGAGAACAUGCCUCUCACAAAGGAUCUCCUUCAUCCCUUUCCAGAAUAGGGGAAGAGGAAACACAAGAAGCAGUGCCUGAUGCAGAGCCCCAAUUCCUACUUCAUGGGUGUAAAUGCCCAGGAUGGUACAAAAUCACUACAGUCUUUAGCCAUGCACUAACAGAAAUUUUGUGUGUUGGCUGCUCCACUGUCCUCUGCCAGCCUACAGGAAGAAAAGCAAGGCUUACAGAAGGAUGUUCCUUCAGGAGGAAGCAGCAUUAAAAAGCACUCCGAAUCAAGAU